AAUUUGAAUUUUAUCCUAAAAUUAUCCAAAAUUGUGUCUUUGCUUAACAAAACAUCUAAGUCCGGGUGAAUGAAAAUAUAGAAAUUAUUAGAAUUCAGUGAAGAAAAUAAAGUAAAAGGCAAUAGUGCGGAUUAAAACAAGCUUAUUAAUAAUAGAAUACACAAAAGUGUUGCACAAUUUACCGUAUUUAAAGUGUAAAAACACAUUUUAAAGAAACAUCACACGUCACAUCUUUAUUUUAUUAUUUUAAGUUUUUGAGGAGAAAAAACAACAAUACAUUCUUCAUAAUGGUGCGGCAAGUUAUCUGUGACAACAAGCUUCGUACAAAUCUCCAUACUACAAUUACGAAAAAGGAAUUUUCAAUUGGACUUAUAAUAGGCCAGAUUGUAGCGAAUGGAGCAGACUAUGUGGUGCAUUUUGCAAAAACAUCUAUAUCCAGUUCCGAAUCAGAUUCUGGUUCAAGUUCAGAAUCAAAGAAAAAGCAAAAGGAUCCACCACAAAAGCUAAAUAUUGCUGGUAUCAAUAACAAUGAAGUUGCAGAACAUGCUUUAAAUGCAUUAAGAAUGCUCUCCGGAGGAUUCAAUAUUCUUGGACUUUACGUUGUAUCUGAGAGCAAUAUCAUGAGUGAUAACAGUGCACUUGAAAAGCUUAAAACUAUUCUAAUGGAUAUAAAGAGCACAUUGAAUUCCAAUGGAUUACUUUAUGCAAACACCGAUGACCUUGAUCAAGGAAACAAGCUAAUACUCAAUUACACAUUUAACGAAAGUUUCAUUUGUAAAACAAUAUCAACUGAUCCAUCAAAAGCUGUCGCCUCGAAUCCCAUUGAUUGGAAGUUUGCUGAAAAAACAAGUGGUUGGCAAAUAAUUGAAACUUAUUAUGAGAUCGACACAUAUUUUCCACUGCCACACACAAACAAUCACUGGAGACAAGAGAAACAUGUUAUGGAUACUAUUGAUGUGAUUGCUAAUACUUUAAAGGAAAGUUUGUUAUUUUUUGAUGGAAGAUCAGUAGAGAAAGAGAUGAAUUUUAAAGAAUUCAAAGAAACAAACUGGAGUGAGAAAGAAUUGCGUCUUCAAAAUCGAACAACAAAGGUUACAAUUUAUAGUAAAGUGCCUAAAUUAGCAAAUAACGACGAUGGAAGUUUGAAAGCAAGCGAAGAUUUAGCUCGAUAUACUGGAGUCAUUAGUUCAAGAGUGAAUGCCACUGAUCGUAAUACGAUUGGAGAUAUUGAGAAUUUUAUUCGACAAGAUAUUGUUCGUUCACUUACCACACGAUUGCAAAUUUAUUAUGACGCUUUGUUGGCCAAUGAUGAUGGUGGGAAUGAUGAUGAGUCUGAGCAUGAUAUGGACAUCAAUAACACAACUCCACCAAUGAGAGUUUAUUUUAACAAUCAAGUUCCAAAUGUCGUAUUUUGCGAUUAUUUGUUUGAACAUGAAACACUCGAGACAACAGUUAAGACUUCCAUGGAUAUUAUGGGAAAUUUCAUAUCAGAAGAAAAGAUUAACGAUCGUUUUGAGAAAAGGCCGCAAUUUUUGUCAUCGUCACAGCAAAAAUCUGAAACAUCGAAUGAUUCACGAGAUAAAGUUCUGGCAGUUAAGGAUAAGAAUCGAAUGAUUUUGAUGGUGGGAAUUUCUGGUGCUCUUGUUGGUCUUGUCAUAGCCCUCGUCGCUCGUUACAUCUUCCGUUCUCAAUUCCUUUAAUUCAUUCAUUUCUUUUUAAUAUUUUGCCAUUAAACAAACAAAUUAUUUUAUUUGUAAUACUUUGUUUGUGCACAUUGUUGAAGUACGACCACGCAAAUAAUGAUGAUGGAACAACAAAUGUUCAUUCAUUUAUUUCGAUAGCGAUGAUGUAUUGCGGUGUUAAGCAUGAAACAAUAAAUUUGUCAUUUCUUUUUUCCAUUAUAAAUUAUAUGCAAAUACAUAAAACUUUCAUUUUUCUCUUCGUUUUCUUCUUUGUCGAAGAUUAUUUAAUAGCGCGUGGUACUGUAUUGACCAUUCUUGAGAGGUUGUGAGAUGAAGAUGGACAUCUCACCUUUCUCGCCAUUAAUUUUUGCUUGUUUUUGUAUUUCUGCACACUCACGGC
Clunio marinus is the source of this 2082-nucleotide messenger RNA. NCBI's taxonomy places the organism in Eukaryota, Metazoa, Arthropoda, Insecta, Diptera, Chironomidae. The record is from the annotation of a GenBank genome assembly.